Rana temporaria (common frog) is the source of this 4071-nucleotide messenger RNA. Its product is annotated as keratin, type I cytoskeletal 19-like. The transcript is spliced from 8 exons. Gene Ontology annotation, molecular function: structural molecule activity. Lineage: Eukaryota; Metazoa; Chordata; Amphibia; Anura; Ranidae. The coding region runs from base 419 to 2398 and encodes 659 amino acids. The record is from RefSeq and is a predicted model, not a curated record.
AAACAUUUCAUAUAGUUGUUCAUAGUUAUAAUUGUGGCUCUACUAGGGAUCCAGCUCUGAAGACACCAUGAGCCAGAACGCUAAGCACUGCCAUUUUUCCGCUGGAUCUCAUGUGGGAAGCCACCAUACUGGUGGCUAUCAUUCAGGUCAACUGACUUCCCACCAUGGAGGGUCACACAAGUCAAAUCAUGGAGGAUCUAGCAUGUCCCACCAUGGAGGAUCUCAUAAAUCACAUUAUGGAGGUCACAACAAUUCCCACCAUGGAGGCUCGCACAUGUCAAGUCAUGGAGGUCACCAUAUGUCCCAUCAUGAAGGCUCCCACAUAUCACAUCAUGGAGGCUCACACAAGUCACACCAUGGAGGUCACCACAUGUCACAUCAAGGAGGUCACCACAUGUCUCACCAUUAAGGUUCCCACAUGUCAAGUCAUGGAGGUCACCAUAUGUCCCACCAUGGAGGCUCCCACAUGUCACAUAAUGGAGGCAACCUAAUGACCCACCAUGGAGGCUCUCACAUGUCACAUCAUGGAAGCCAUCACAAAUCACAUCAUGGAGGUUCCCAAAUGUCCCACCAUGGAGGCUCCCACAUGUCAAGUCAUGGAGGUCACCAUAUGUCCCAUCAUGGAGGCUCUCGAAUGUCACAUCAUGGAAGCCAUCACAAAUCACAUCAUGGAGGUUCCCAAAUGUCCCACCAUGGAGGUUCCCACAUGUCAAGUCAUGGAGGUCACCAUAUGUCCCACCAUGGAGGCUCCCACAUGUCAAGUCAUGGAGGUCCUCAUAUGUCCCACCAUGGAGGCCACCACAUGUCCCAUAAUGGAGGCAACCAUAUGUCCCAUCAUGGAGGUCACCAUGAAAGCCACCACAAAAAAGAAGUGUCUUUCUCAAAACAUGUUAGCCAUGGUCAUGAGGGUCAUCAUAGCACCCCUGGAGGUCAUGGUGGCUGGAGUGAUAGCCUAUUUGGUGUUAACGAGAAAGAAACCAUGCAGCUUUUGAAUGAACGCUUGUCAUCCUACCUCAACAAGGUUCGCUCUCUUGAAAUAGAAAAUACCCAGCUGGAGAGCAAGAUUUGUGAAUGGUAUGCAAACCACCAACCAAAAACACCUCCUGAUGGCACUCAUUACUUCAGACUCAUCGAUGAGCUCCAGAACCAGAUUGCUGAACUUGCUAUAGAAAAUGCAGGAAUUCUUCUUGAGACUGAUAAUGCCAGGCUGGCUGCUGACGAUUACAACAGCAAAUCCAGAUUGGAAGAUGCUCUGGCCAGUAAUGUGGAGAUGGAUGUCAACAAUCUGGGAAGAGCGCUGGAGGGACUUAGUGGGGAAGCAUCAGAACUGGGGAUGCAGGUCGAAAGCCUCCAAGAAGAAAUGGACAGUCUGAGAAAUAACAGUGAGACGGAAAUAGAAUCCCUCCUCUCUCAACUGGGUGCCAGAAUCAACAUUGAACUGGAUGCUGCUCCAUCCAUCGAUCUAAAUGAAGCCUUGUCUGAGAUUCGAGAGGAAUAUGAAAAUCUCAUGGAAAUAAACCUUAAAGAAAGCGAAAGUUUGUUCCUUGAAAGGAGUCAGGAGUUAACUCAGGAAGUGGAGUCUGGUUCAGAAGAGCUGCAGUCUAUUGAAACUGAACUAAUUGAGAUGAAGCGCUGUAUGCAGGCCCUGGAAAUUGAGUUACAAAGUGAACUGAGCUUGAAAUCAGCUCUGGAGGGCACUUUGGCUGAGACGGAGGCUACUUUUGGCUCCAAACUUGCUGAAUUGCAGUGCCUGAUCAAUGGUUUGGAGUCUGAUCUGGCACAGAUUCGGUCAGACCUAGAACGUCAGAACCAGGAGUAUACAACUCUCAUGGACCAGAAGACCCAUUUGGAGAUGGAGAUAGCCACCUACAAACGCUUGUUGGAUGGACAUGACAUUGAUGUUUCUGAACAUCACAUGUCCCACGGUCAACAUGGAUAUCAUCACAGCAUGAUGCAUCAUCACUCAGGACACCAUCAUGUGGGCCAUCACAUGUCAGGCCACCGACACGGAGGACACCACUCGUUUGGGCGCCAUCAUGGUGACCACCAAUUUUCUGGUCACUUUAAAGGAGGGCAUCACUUCUCCCACAAGACUGGAAAGCAUCACUCUUCUACUCACCAGAGUGGAGGACAUCACUCCUCUGGUCUCCAGAGUGGAGGACAUCACUCCUCUGAUCACCAGAGUGGAGGACAUCACUCCUCUGGUCACCAGAGUGGAGGACAUCACUCCUCUGGUUACCAAAGUGGAGGACAUCACUCUUCUGGUCACGAAAGUGCAAGAAAUCACUCCUCUGGUCACCAGAGUGAGGAACACCACUCCUCUGGUCACCAGAGUGAAGGAAAUCAAUUGUCGGGACACAGUGGUGACGGGCAUCACUCUUCUGACCACCACAAUUAGGGUGACCAGUUUUAAAGAUUUAAGCAAUAGUUUCUAUCAUUGCAUCGAUGUUAUUUCUUUAGAUGCUUUUCAAAUAUUUUAUAUAAAUAUAUAUAUAUAUAUAUAUAUAUAUCUAUAAAUAUAUUCUCCUUGUCCCCUUUAUGUAGCAGAAGAUGGAAAUUGUAUGUGAUAAACAGACAAGUGGUCUAAGGGCAACACAUAUGUUUAGUGUCAAAGUUAACACGCAGUUAGAGAAAUGUAGAAGAAUCUUGAUAAUACCUUGAGACAAAAACUUUGAGCGUCUCUAUAGGUAUCAGAUUUUAAAAGUUUUGUGGGUUAUAUACUGUAUGUAUGUGCAGGGCCUAAUAACUACUCUAUUGAAAACAGAGGCAUUUUUGCCUGUAAUGGCAAAUUUCAUUUGUUUCUCUUUGCUUCCUGGAGGUUGACAGCAGAGCAGGUCUAUGUCCUAAAUUUUGCUGAAGAAAAAGAGUUUCAUAGCUAGAGGCCCCAUACUCUGGCUGCCCAAUGAUAGUAAGCUGGGAAUUUAGGAACAUUAUCAGUGCACCUGUAGCAUUAGAUGCCCUGCCUGAGACUCCCAUUUGCACACUGAGCAUAGGAAUGUCAUGGCUGCUACUUUAUCCAGUGAGGGGAAUGGUGCGACUGAGUCCUCUUUUUCGGGUGUCACUGCAUGCAGUGUCCUCAUAAACUGCUAUGACUGUUAUGUUGCUAUCUAAAGCCCCCACUAAUAUAUUUUUUAAACUGUUCAAGCAAAGCUGAUCAUGACUAUGACAGCAAUGCCGGACACUAUGUGGGUUUUAUGUAACCCACCUACAGUAUAUGGUGAAUAUACAGUCUACAUAUUGUUUCAGAGAUGCUAACUUGUUUCUGAUUAAAAUGUUUAGUGAUAGUCUAAGAGUUUAUGUACAACAUGUCCAAAUGGUGCUGAAAGGUUGUGUGGACCUCUUGGUCCAAUAGACCCUGCAUGCAGUGCCAAUGACAUUAAAUUAAACUCAAAGCAGUGGGGCAUGGCACAUUCCAUGUGCCUUUGUACAAUACCUUAGAUAAGGGAUUGCAUGGUACUCAAAAGGUUUGUAGGAUAGCAUUCAAUAGGAGCUUGUAUGUGCACUUUCGAAAAGACAGGUAGUGAUCAUUUUUUUAAAGCCCCUAAGCAAUUAGCACUCAGAAGUGGCUACAGGGUACAGGUAGAACGACUGAGUCGUAAAGAAGGUUUAGCAUGCCAUUUUGGGGUACUUAGAUUAUUCUAAGUGUGUUGAGAGGCAAACAUUCUGGAAUACCAGAACAAAAGCACUAACACUUGAGACAUGAAUAAUGACUUUAGCUACUCUGCCGUAAUGAGGUCCCUUAGGGAAAAAAUUUCAAGGAAGUCUGAUUGUCUAUAUGUUCAAUCCUCACCUUGUCUUCACAAUGCUGUGAUAGGAGUCCUUAUGACUUGGCACAGCUGAAUACUAAUCCUGCCAUGCAUAAAAUGCUGAGCAUUAUAUAAUAUUUGUGUUUACCCCUUUUAGUAUGACCAUUGUGAUUUCUAUGUGGCCAGUGGGAUACUGCCAGACAUGGAGCUCUAUGGCACUUAUGUGACAUAAUAUUGGAUACUGGACGGUUAUGUCAAUGUUCUUAUAUUUUUUAUUGUGUAUUAUUAUUUCUUUAAUAAAUUCUACUUUUUCUGUCUCAUGCAA